AUGUACUCUUCGGGCCGUUCUAAGGCUAGCCCUAUGGACUGGAAUCGCAAUGUAGAGACGCCUUCUUUUCCCUUUCCGGUUAAAAGGAAAGAUGCAAGUAAAUUAUGUCAAGAAACCCCUUUAAGCAACACAACUGCAGGAAUGCAGCUCUCCAACAAAACCCCAACAGUACCACUAUCGCAACAAAGCUCUGGAUUGGCGUCAAUGCCUUCGGCCAACUUAGAAGACUCUACAACCUCAAUAGAGGAAGCCGAAAAAAAUUCCUCGUCAUUGAAAAAAAGCGAGCAAUGUACGGCCCAAUUGAAAAACAAAGGGCCUGCAUCUUUCCCCGCAAAGUUUUUUGCCUCCUUUACAGAUUUACUAAAUGCAAGGAACAUUUCCAUAUUGCCUUAUAUUUUGAUUGGAUAUCUUCGCUUAGUAUUUCAUUUAACGUGGCUAUUGACGUUCAUUUGGGGCAUUUGGGCAUUAUAUGCAAUACUAAUGAACGACGUUUCGAUUAAAAUCAACGCAGAGACCAACCUGAUCAUUCAAGAGAUAGAACAGGCAAAAAUGCUGUUCUCUCAAAACAAAUGCUUCAAUGAAGAUGUUAUCCGGAACUCCCCGGCGCUAGAUUCGUUGUGUGCGGGAUGGAAGACCAAGGCAGAGCAGUCGGAUCCAAGAUCCAAGAUUUCGCAUGGAAAAUUAAUGGCCGAAACAAUCGCUGAAAUCAUCAACUCAUUUGUGGAAAGGAUCACCCUUAGAUCUCUGAUGCGAGCGUGGAGGCUUCAAAUCAACAAGACACCGUCCCCACCAAAUGGCCCUGCAUGUGAGAGAUCAGCCAAAAACAAAACCUGA
Mitosporidium daphniae is the source of this 834-nucleotide messenger RNA. RefSeq lists its product as uncharacterized. Lineage: Eukaryota; Fungi; Microsporidia. Gene Ontology annotation, cellular component: nuclear membrane; nuclear envelope. Gene Ontology annotation, biological process: nuclear envelope organization; lipid homeostasis. The record is from RefSeq and is a predicted model, not a curated record. The transcript has 2 exons. Bases 1 to 834 code for a protein of 277 amino acids.